Messenger RNA from Salarias fasciatus (jewelled blenny), 4697 nucleotides. Its product is annotated as sterile alpha motif domain-containing protein 9-like. NCBI's taxonomy places the organism in Eukaryota, Metazoa, Chordata, Actinopteri, Blenniiformes, Blenniidae. Gene Ontology annotation, cellular component: cytoplasm. The record is from RefSeq and is a predicted model, not a curated record. Gene Ontology annotation, molecular function: protein binding.
UGAACUGAAUUAUUUCCUUUACAGAUGAAAAUUCUCUGGUAGUUUGAUACGGAGGGAGAAGAAAUCAUGGCUGACACACUUGAGGAAUCACCCACGGACUGGACUGAAUCCCAAGUAAGCUCCUGGCUAAGAUCAAUCAAAGUGAAAGACCACUACAUCGACAAGAUCUAUAAGGAAGAAGUUGAUGGAAAAAUUCUUCUCACACUUGAUGAAGACUUUCUGAAAUCAAAGAUUGACAUGAAAUCAGGGCCUGCUCAUUUCAUUCUUCUAAAAAGAGAUGAGCUUCUCAGGUCCCUGCAAAAAUGUGAGGAGAAAAAAAAGAUGCCUGGUGGCAAAAAAGCUGUGGUGGAGCAAAAGAACAGUCACAAAUCUGUUCAGAAUCUUUCCAGAACCAGUGAAAAUCCUUCAGAACAGCCAAAAAGCUUGCAAACUUCAAAAGAGGACUGCAAGCCAAGGCCAUUUGAUCAAGAUGACACUGAUUUCAUAUAUGUGAAGCACAGAGUCCUGCAACCCGAAUCAGGUGCUUUUAAUCUGAUAUCUCCAUGCCAUGAGUUCAAAUCUUUUGCUGUGGCUGCAGGACUGGACCGCACAAGACUGCAAGCUAAGUUUGCCAAAGAGGUUUUGAAAUUUGCAACUGGCUGCAUGAACAUCAGAACAAAUGGCACAAUACACUUUGGUGUGAUGGACAGCAAGGCAGAUGCAGGAUAUGUUCACGGUGAGAUCAUUGGUAUCCCUGUACAAGAGAAGGACAUUUAUGUUGAUGCCUUGGAUUACAUUGAAAGGUGUUUCUCCUCUGACAAGGAGCAUCUACGUCAGUGUGUGCGACCGCCAAGGUUCAUUGAAGUAAUGGAUUUGGUCAACACAGAAAAGAGUUACGUAGUGGAGGUUGACAUAGUGCCCUCACUGAAGAUUGUCAAGAACAAAGUUUACGCAGUACGCCUGCCAAACUUCAAAGAGUCAACUAACAAAAUAGAAUAUGAGAAAGAAACCAUUUUGCGAAGGGUAGGCUCAAAAACCGAGCCAGUGAGUGAUGUAGGUGACUUUUACCAGAGAAUCAGAGAUCGAGAUGCACAAAGAGAUGAGGCCGAGAAAAAUCAGUUCCUUCGUGCUCCUGGGACAUGCCAAGACCUCGGAAGGAAACUCACAAUGCUGAUGACAAGUGGAAAGAAGUUCAUUGAAAAGGAAAAAUGGUUCAUACUUGUCACAAACAAAUUCUCACCUGAGGAUCUCUGCCACAUUGAGUGGCUACUUAACAUGAAGAUUUUCUGCGUGUUUGACUUUGACCCAGACUCAAAGAAAUCAGGACUUUGUAGUAAAUACCUUCAGCAUCACACUGCAAACAUGCAUUUUCUGCAGAGCUACAGGAUGCCCAGUGGCAUGGACAUCAAAGAAUUCUCAGACUUCUUGCAUCUCUUUGAGCAAACAAGUUGGAUCUUCUGCAAUGGUUGCACUGACUUCAAAGGAAAUGAAACUCCAUGUGAUGAGAUGACUUGGAUCAAGACAAAAAUUACUCUGCUGCGGGAAUCUGUGUCUUUGAUCUGUAAACAAAUCCUACCAAAAGGGGCAUUUCAAGUCAUCUUUCUUCUCACCUCUCCAGUGGACAAGCCGCUCUUGCACACUUUUUAUGAGUUCUUCACAGACAUGGAAGGUCAUGAGGACAUCAUCUGCAUCAGUGAGUCUGAGACCAACUUCCAGAAAUGGCAAAGCUUUGCAGAGGGUUCAUGUGGAACAGCAGUGGUGAACAAUUCAAGUGUUGUUGGGAUGAAAAUGUGCCAUGUCAACGCAACGCUGCAACAUGUACAGCCUGUCAAAGCAUGUGUCAGCAAAUCCUUGCCAGUCUUGGUGAAAGGAACCUGUCUACUUGAAACACAAGUAGAGGAACAGAUGUACUGUUUGGAAAUUCUCACAGUUGAUCAUUGCAAUGAAACAAGCAAAGACUUCAUUGAUGAAGAAAAAGCCAACAUAGAAAGUCAGUUCUACCGUGGGGGCAGAGUGACUUGGUUGAACUUUUGGCUUGCCGAUCACAAGUAUGUUGGGGAGGUGAUUGAAAGAGAUGCAUAUGAAGAAACAUCAAAACUCCUAAAAGAUGCUUUGAAAUACAAUGCAGAUCAAACUCCAGUGAUCGUUAUUAACAUCUAUCACCAUCCAGGCAGUGGUGGAAGCACUGUGGCCAGACAGGUACUGUGGAAGUACAGGAAAGAGCUGAGGUGUGCCGUUGUGAAGCCUUCAUACUCAGCAGGUGUUGUUGCUCAGCAUGCUGUUCAGUUGAGAGAACAUACAGAAAAAGAUCCACAGUCAUGUCUCCCUGUGCUGCUUCUGAUUGAAGACUCAAACAAAGAGUAUCUUGAUGAUCUCAGGAAUGAACUGGAGGUUGCCGUUAACACCAAAAAAAUCCAGUAUGAAACUCUGUGUUUCAUUUUACUGAGCUGCAGACGUUCAAAUGAUCCGGAAAAGAGAUGCAAGGAGUCUCCCUUACAGAAUGUGUCUGUCACUCACAAACUGUCAGCUGAAGAGAAGAGAAAGUUUGCUGGAAAGCGACAGGUGCUUGAGGACAAGUAUGAGCCAGACUUCAUCUUGACAUUUGUUUUAAUGAACAAUGAAUUCAAUGUUGAUUAUGUUCAACAGUUUGUGAAACAUUUGCUCCAAGACAUUGACCGAAGCUCUGUUGUCACACGCCUCAUUCACUAUGUGGCAUUGCUCAACACAUAUGUUCAGAAUUCUUUCAUCUCUCAGUCCCAUUGUGAAGCAUUCCUUGCUUUACACAUUCACCUGGAAAGGUUUCGCCAGCAUCUCUUUGAGAAAUCCCUCAGUGAACAGGCUAAAUUAGUGUUUUUGCAUCUCAGAGAUGACAAGACACACAUUGAAUCAAUCAAAAUCAUUCAUCCCCUUGUUGCGAAAGAAAUCCUCCAGCAGCUUCUGGGACCCCAACAGACCCAUAACAGUUUGGCGUUUGAUUUGCUCCAUGAAAAUGUGCUUUUUGAGCACAGGUUUGGAAGGGAUGACUAUCUGUCUUUCUUGAGACAACUUUUCUUGAGAAGAUUUAAAAUAAGCAAAGGAGAUAAAUAUAGUUUUUUCUCUCCUUUCAUGAUCCAUGUGCUUGAAAAUGAAAACAGGAAGCCAGACGAAGCAAUCGAGUUCCUCAGGAAAGCAUUCCAGAAGGUCCACGAUGAUCCAUUCCUUUUGCAAGAGCUUCUUCUUUGCUGUCAUGCUUUUAUGCCUCAUAUGUAUAAUAAGUUUGAUGAAGCUGAAUGUUCAUCACAAACUGCAGCGAAACACUGCCCAAUAAACUUGUACAUUCUUGACAUUAAAGUGCAAUUGUUCAGAAAAUGGUUCCAAGCAGAGUGCAAAGCCAUUGAGAGUAAACCAAAAACCGCGGAAAACACAGCGAACGCUGUGGAGAGAGCACUGAAAGCCCUAAAGUGUUUUCAAGAAUGUGAAACAGCAGCAAACAAAGAAAUGGAUAACUUGAACAGUUAUGGAUUUUUUGCUGAAGUUGAAGUUGGCUACAGCCUCCUGAAGCUCAUCUCUUCUUUGCAAGUGUUUGCCAACAAAGGUAAUGGCCAUUCAGAGUGCAUGAAGUACCUGGUAACGGAUUACAUUCCCGAGGAAGUAAAAGAUGCUUGGGAACCAUUUCAUGAUCAAUUGAAAAACCUCAAGAAGUUAGUGCAAGAUGUUUUGGAAUGGAUUUCCGAGGAUCUGAGUUACUUUCAGACAGAUGUGUCUUCAGACGAAGUUGAGAUUCCAGAAAGUCCUGAAGAGAAGAUAAGUUUGACUUGGUUGGGAAAAAAGUCUUCAGAGUAUGGGAAGUAUUUCAGUGAAGCAUAUUCUUUUGCAUUCCUGCAACAUGGACAGCCUAGCCAUCAAGCUAAUCUAACUCCUUUCCAAAAACGUAUGCUCAUCUAUUAUCUUGGAGGGGGUAAUAUCACAUCUAUCCUCUCCAAAGUAAUUGACCAAAGCAAUUUGGUGUCCCUACUUGAGGAUAUUCUUUCUCCAUACCCAAGCAAUGCUUUGAAGGCCAAAUUUGGUCAAAGGGAUAUUGUCCAUUACAUAAUGACCCAGAUCUUCCUGAACUGCCUGUCACCUCAGAAUAAAAAGAUAGCACCUCUGAAGGAUUUACAGGCACUCUGUCGUCAGUUUCCAACUGACAAGAGAAAAUGUUUGCCAGGAGCGCUGUUCUUACUGACCUUGCUCUUCUGGCCUGACGACAGUGAUACCAAUCAUGAGAAAGAAAAGUAUGAAAUUGUCCAGUCAGCUGUUGAACACUUGGAAAAAGGCUACAAGACCAAGAUGAAAGACAUCCCUCAGAGGCAAAGAAGGCUUUACAUCCACUUUUUCCUUGGAAAUGGGAAUGGGCUGGAUAAAUUUGUCCACAAGAGAAAGUUUGAAAGAGUGACCAAGGUGUUUCCAGUCUCAGAGAAGUGCAAGAAGUGGUUUAGUGGUGCAGCAUGGAAAAUGCCGCCUGAGAUUAUAAACAUGAUGAAACAAGUUUCUGGACGGACUGAAGAUGGAAAGUUGUAUCUUGAAGGUCCUCAGAAAAAGAAGUUCAGCAUCCUGCCUCUUUACAUCCCUUCAGUGCCUCAAAGCAAUGAAAAUAUUACCUUCUAUUUGGGGUUCACCCUCAGAGGUCCCGUUGCAUGCAACAUCAGUGUGAAAAAGUAGUGCUGAUGCCUGACGGUGAAAGACUUUCUCAUGCCAAU